Messenger RNA from Cucumis melo (muskmelon), 4653 nucleotides. RefSeq names its product DNA ligase 6. The record is from RefSeq and is a predicted model, not a curated record. Gene Ontology annotation, biological process: DNA recombination; DNA biosynthetic process; lagging strand elongation. Gene Ontology annotation, molecular function: ATP binding; DNA binding; DNA ligase (ATP) activity. The transcript is spliced from 19 exons. Bases 196 to 4410 code for a protein of 1404 amino acids. Lineage: Eukaryota; Viridiplantae; Streptophyta; Magnoliopsida; Cucurbitales; Cucurbitaceae.
UAAAAAGUAAUGUUUACAUUUGCUCGCCAAUCCAUCGAACACGUUAAUGAGUUAAAUCAAUAAUCGCUGGAAAACCAAUUUCGUUUGAUUUCUAAUUUGUGCCCCAGGUGGGGCCAUCGCAGCGGAAAUCCAUAAAAGUCGAAACCACAACGGUUCUUUCCUUAUUUUCGCGCACUGAGCUAAUGCCUUCCGUUAAUGGCUUCCGAAUCUUCCACACCUAAACCCCUAGCAAUCGACUCUUCCCUCUGCUUCGUCACUGCUAUCGAAUCGUUUUCGCGGCAGCUGAAUUUAUCUCUUCCUCCGCUGAAGCUUCCAUUUCGACCCCCUCCUUUUCCCUCCGAUUUCCCCCAAUCUAAACUCAUCCCAAAUUCCCGUUUCGUCGUGGACGCAUUUGGCCACGCCGGCGAUUACUCUCUUUCAUAUUUCCUCUCUCAUUUUCACUCCGAUCACUAUGGUGGUCUCUCACCUACUUGGUGCAAGGGUAUUAUCUUCUGCUCCCACCUUACUGCUCGCCUUUUGCUCGAAGUUCUCAAAGUCCCUCUGCCAUUCGUCCACCCAUUGCCGCUUCGAGAGCCUACAACAAUAGAUGGCUGUGAGGUAAUACUUGUUGAUGCCAAUCAUUGUCCGGGUGCAGUCCAGUUCUUGUUUAAGAUUCCUUGUGGGGAUGGAAAGUUUGAGAGAUAUGUUCAUACUGGUGAUUUUCGGUUUUUUGAUUCUAUGAGAGUCGACCCUGUUUUGGAAAGGUUUAUUGGCUCGGAUGCGGUUUUCUUGGAUACUACGUACUGUAAUCCGAAGUUUAGUUUUCCUUCCCAGGAGGAGUCUAUUGAAUAUAUAGUUAACAUCAUACAACAAACUGGAGGUGCAAGUAAGGGUUCUAUGGGGAACGUUCUUUUUCUUGUCGCAACUUAUGUGAUUGGAAAGGAAAAAAUUUUGCUUCAAAUUGCAAGUCGAUGUAAUCGUAAGAUAAUGGUCGAUGCUAGGAAAAUGACAGUCUUACGUGUUUUGGGAUAUGGAGAGAGCGGGGUGUUUACCGAGCAUGAAAGUGAAAGUGAUGUUCAUGUUGUUGGAUGGAAUGUGUUGGGUGAAACUUGGCCUUUUUUUAGGCCUAAUUUUGUUAGAAUAAAGGAUAUAAUGGUGGAAAAGGGGUAUUCGAAGGUUGUUGGUUUUGUUCCAACAGGGUGGACUUAUGAGUUGAAACACAACAAGUUCUCAGUAAGGUCCAAGGAUUCACUAGAGAUACAUCUGGUGCCAUAUAGUGAACACUCAAACUACAAUGAACUUAGGGAAUAUGUGAAGUUUUUGAGACCUAAAAGAGUUGUUCCCACUGUGGGUUUGGAUGUUGAUAAACUUGAUAGCAAGCAUGCUGAUAAAAUUAAGAAACACUUUGCUGGUUUAGUUGAUGAAAUGGCCAACAGAAAAGAAUUCUUAAAAGGGUUUCAUCGUGGAUCUGGUGAAAUGAGUGAUGAUGUUGAUGAAAAUUCCACAAAGGCUGAAACUGAGUUCCAGGAGUUCGAAGAAAAGGAAAUUUCAUCGUGUAUGAAUAUAAGUGUCAAAACCGAUGCAUCCAAUAGUGGUAUGGGUUUGUCUUCUCUGCAAGAAGUUGGUUGUACCAAUCUAUUUGAGUCAAAUGAUGGGGAACAACAGAAGAUUAUCCAGGAACUUCGUGAGUGCUUGCCUGCAUGGGUCACUCAGGAUCAAAUAUUAGAUCUGAUUAGCAGCUCUGGGAGAAAUGUCGUUGAUGCAGUUUCUAAUUUUUAUGAACGAGAAACUGAAUUUUAUGAACAUGUUUCAACUCUAACGGAUAUCUGUCCCAAGUACCCAAGCAAAAUAUCAGAUAGCCCGUUUACUUUUCCUGCAACAGAUAAUAAAAAGGUGGUCAUUUUGGGAAAAGUUGACACUUCUUCAGGCCAUGCUUCAAAGUCGUCCAGUCCAAGGGGGACGGCCAAGACUAAAACUUCUCCUGGAAAAAGGAAGAGAAACUUUCAAGAUAAGCCCAAAAAUAAGUCAAGAAAAAAUUUAAGUCUGCAUUCUGGUGGGUCUAAGCAAUCUACAAUCACAAAAUUCUUCAGGAAAGCUCCACGUUUGUCUGAUUGUUCUAAAAUGGAAUCUAUAGAAGAAAAUUGUCAAGAUCAAAGUUCUCCAAAUGAUAUUACCGAAUAUGUAAACAAGAUCGACGAGUUUAUUCAAAUAAUAAAUGGUGACGAAUCAUUAAAAACACUUGUUGAAUCAUUAUUGGUAAAGACAAACGGAGACAUGAAUAUGGCACUUGAUUUGUAUUAUACUAAUCCUCAGGAGAGGCUUGGUCAAAAUGAAAAGGGUCACAUCUUCAGCGGGAACCCAAUCCAAACUGAAAGGAAUUCGGAUGAAUGCUUAUCUACUCAGAAGAAAAACAUGCUAGAAAAUAUUGGGCUUGAGACUGAUUUGUCUAAGAAGAUAAAUGAAACUUUUGUAUCCCUACCACCUGAAGAUUAUGACCCAGUCAAGAAUGCCUGUUGGCGGUAUGGACAGCCUGCCCCAUAUAUACAUCUUGUACGUACUUUUGAUCUGCUUGAAGAGGAAAAAGGGAAGAUAAAAGCUACAUCUAUGCUUUGCAAUAUGUUUAGAAGUUUAUUGGUUUUGUCUUCUGAGGAUGUGCUGCCUGCAGUGUAUUUAUGCACUAACAAAAUUGCUGCUGACCAUGAAAACAUGGAACUAAAUAUUGGUGGGAGUUUGGUCACAGCAGCACUUGAAGAGGCAUGUGGGGUUGGUCGUUCCAAGAUAACUGAAAUGUAUAACGAAUUAGGUGAUUUAGGAGAUGUUGCUCUUGCAUGUCGCCAAGCACAGAGAUUAUUGGCACCUCCUUCACCCCUCCUCAUUAAAGAUGUAUUAUCUACCCUUCGGAAAGUUAGUGUACAAACAGGUAGUGGAAGUACUGCACGUAAGAGAAAUCUGAUUGUCAAUCUCAUGCGUUCUUGUAGAGAAAAGGAAAUCAAAUUUCUUGUAAGAACCUUGGUUCGUAACUUACGUAUAGGAGCCAUGUUGAAAACUGUUCUUCAUGCUCUGUCCCAAGCUGUUUUCAUAAGUUCAUCUCUCAACAUUUACAAGGAAGAAAUGUUGGGGAAUUUAAAGGAGAAGCUUCAGAACUUCUCAGCUACGGUGCUAGAUGCAUACAACGUGCUUCCAAAUUUUCAGGAUCUGAUUGUUCCUUCUCUUAUGGGCAAAGGGAUUGAAUUCUCAUCAUCGUCUCUAUCAAUGGUUCCAGGAAUACCUAUUAAGCCAAUGCUUGCAAAGAUUACUAAUGGUAUUCCUCAAGCGUUGAAAAUCUUUGAGAAUAAAGCUUUUACAUGUGAAUACAAAUAUGAUGGUCAGCGUGCGCAAAUUCACAAACUGGCAGAUGGUUCUUUGCGAGUUUUCUCUCGAAACAGUGAUGAUACAACGUCAAAAUUUCCUGAUUUGAUCAAAAUAAUUAAUGAAUUAUCUAAACCUGCUGUCUCAACUUUCAUACUGGACGCCGAGGUUGUUGGUGUUGAUAGGAAAAAUAAUUGCAGACUAAUGUCUUUCCAAGAAUUAUCAUCACGUGGGAGAGGGAACAAAGACUCACUGAUUGCUGUUGAUAGCAUAAAGGUCGAUAUUUGUGUGUUUGCUUUUGACAUUAUGCUUGCCAAUGGAAAGCAACUGCUGGGGUUACCUCUCCGGGAUAGACGAAAAUAUUUGAAAGAUUUGUUUGGUGAUGGUAGGCUAGGGUAUUUUGAAUAUGCGAAAGAAAUUUCAAUUGAAAAGGAUGAUGCCUGCUUAAACUGUGAAUCCACUUUGAUUAAAUUAAAUUGUUUCCUUGGAGAUGCAUUCCAUUCAUCAUGUGAAGGAAUUAUGGUCAAAUCUUUAGAUGUAGAUGCUGGAUAUUUUCCCUCAAAGCGUACGGACACAUGGUUGAAGGUAAAGCGGGAUUAUCUUGAAGGAUUGAAUGAUUCUCUUGAUUUAGUCCCUAUUGGUGCUUGGCAUGGAAAUGGAAGAAAAGCUGGAUGGUUCAGCCCUUUCCUCAUGGCUUGUUACAACCCUGGCACUGAAGAAUUUCAAAGUGUAUGUCGUGUUAUGUCAGGAUUCUCUGAUGCAUUUUACAUUGAGAUGAAAGAAUUUUUUUCUGGGGAUAAGAUUUUGUGUAAAAAGCCAGUUUAUUAUCGAACUGCUGAAGUUCCUGAUAUGUGGUUCUUGCCACAAGUUGUUUGGGAAAUUAGAGGUGCAGACUUAACAGUAUCGCCAGUUCACCAGGCUGCUGUAGGUUUAAUUCAUCCUGUUCGUGGCAUCUCAAUCAGGUUUCCAAGAUUUAUUCGUUCGGUUCCGGAUAGAAAUCCUGAAGAAUGUAGCACGGCUACAGAUAUAGCGGAAAUGUUUAAUUCUCAAACGAGGAAAAUGGAUGUUGCAUCAGGAGGUUGAGCUUAUUUUAUCGGCUUUUCAGACAGUUAUUGCUUUACCAUCAGAUGUAUAUGUGAACUUGUAAAUUUUAGAAGUAUGGGUUUUAGUUAGUCUCCCUCUGUUUUCAUUAGUAAGGCUGUAAAUCGAUUAGAAUAGGGGUUGAUUUGGAGUUCAGAUGAUAUGCGAAUUUCCUACUAUAUUCUGUAUAUAAUUUUACUAAACGUUUCAAGUCUAUUUUCAUGCAUUGCUGUCGGUGAUUUUCUC